UUUCGCAUAAAAAACACACACCAUAGAGUCUAAGAUUGACUAAAUCUCCUUUCUUUUACUUUCUUCAUAACGUUUCCUUCCUUAGAAAUGGCAAAUCCAUCCACUAUUGUACCCUUGACAGUGGUAAGGCAUGAGGCUGAACUUGUAGUGCCUGCAAAGUCCACACCCAAUGAAAUAAAGCAGCUCUCAGACAUAGAUGACCAGGAAGGUCUUCGCUUUCAAGUCCCUGUCAUAAUGUUCUACCAAAAAAGUCCUUCCAUGGAAGGAAAGGACCCAGUGAGGGUGAUCAGAGAAGCACUGGCUAAGACACUUGUUUUUUACUACCCAUUUGCUGGUAGGCUUUUUGAAGCCUCCAACCGAAAACUUAUGGUGGAUUGCAGUGGGCAAGGGGUCCUCUUCAUAGAGGCUGAUGCAAUUGUUGGUCUCCACCACGACAUGCUUCAGCCACCCUCUCCUUACUUGGACCAGCUUUUGUACAAUGUCCCUGGCUCUGAUGGAAUCAUUGGUUGCCCUUUGUUGUUGAUUCAGGUGACUCGUUUUGUUUGUGGUGGAUUUGUGUUGGCACUGCGCCUAAACCACACAAUGUGUGAUGCAGCUGGUUUGUUCCAAUUCCUCAGCACAAUGGGUGAGUUUGCACGAGGUGAAGCAAAUGCACCUUCUGUGACUCCUGUGUGGGAAAGGGAAGUGUUCAACGCAAGAAACCCUCCGCGCAUAACAUGCCCACAUCACGAAUUCGAAGAGGUAAGAGACACAUCAAUGGCCAUGGACAACAACAACUUGAUCCAAAGGUCUUUCUUUUUCGGACAUGAAGAAUUAAUAGCCCUCCGGAAACAACUACCUCCAAUCCUUGGUAGUUGCUCAAAAUUUGAGGUAAUAACGGCAUGCUUAUGGAGAUGUCGCACAAUUGCACUUCAAGUAGAUCCUGAUGAGAUUGUUCGCGUUUCUUUCACUGUCACUGCGCGUGUUGUUAAUAGGGGUAUUUGUGUACCUCCCGGUUUCUAUGGCAAUGCAUUUGUGUACCCAGCAGCACUUUCAACCUCGGAAAUGCUAUGCAGAAAGCCAUUACGGUAUGCUGUGGAGUUGGUAAAGAGUGCAAAGGGUCAGAUGAGUGAAGAGUACAUAAAGUCAGUGGCAGACCUUAUGGUGAUCAAGGGAAGACCCUUGUAUACGGUGGCUGGGAACUAUAUCGUUUCGGAUACAACUCGAGCUGGGUUUGAUAAACUCGAUUUUGGAUGGGGAAACCCGGUAUAUGGUGGCAUUGCCACAGCCAUUUCUUUGAUUAGCUUUUACGUUCCAUUCAAAAACUCUAAAGGAGAGGAUGGGAUUGUGGUACCAAUAUGCUUGCCACCACCAGUCAUGGAGAGGUUCAAGCAUGAGCUUCACAAAAUGACUCAGCUGGGAGGUGUGGAAGAUUCGUCAUAUGAAUGAUAAUUACCAUAUAUGGUCUCAAAUGGUUGCUAGCUAGAAAAUCAGCAACAAUGAAUGAUAAUUAUAAUAUAAUGCUUUGUGUAUGUGUACCGUCUGAUGUAGGGAUUUAAAUUUCAGAUUGUCCUUAUUUUAUGAAGGAAGAAAAUAUAAAUAAAUUUCCUUUAAUUUCCAGAAGAAAAAAAAUAGAAAUCAAUGACGUAUGAUUUUUGUAAAUUAUCAAUAUUGUAUCAAAAACCUAGUUGUACUCAUUGAUGGUGUCCCAGUUCUUGGUCAGGCUUAAAGAAUAUUAUAGACUGAUUAUAGAUAACGAAAUUAAUACUAGUAUCUUGUUUAUUAA
Cornus florida is the source of this 1765-nucleotide messenger RNA. Its product is annotated as methanol O-anthraniloyltransferase-like. The transcript has 2 exons. Gene Ontology annotation, molecular function: acyltransferase activity, transferring groups other than amino-acyl groups. The record is from RefSeq and is a predicted model, not a curated record. NCBI's taxonomy places the organism in Eukaryota, Viridiplantae, Streptophyta, Magnoliopsida, Cornales, Cornaceae. The coding region runs from base 88 to 1428 and encodes 446 amino acids.